Klebsormidium nitens is the source of this 1976-nucleotide messenger RNA. The record is from the annotation of a GenBank genome assembly. Lineage: Eukaryota; Viridiplantae; Streptophyta; Klebsormidiophyceae; Klebsormidiales; Klebsormidiaceae.
AAGCUAGGAAGAAGCGUCGGAGCCUGUGCCGGGCGCAAUCUGCUGGCAGUGCAGCAAAACGAUCAGUGCCAUGGCGCAUCCAGGUGUGGGACGGUUGAGAGGUGGUGGUGACCACAGCGACGAUGAGGAUGGUCCUGAUGCAGAUUUGACCCUUGGCAUCAUGGCAAACUUCAGGAAGAAGUUUGAAGCGGAUGGCGCUUUGGGGACGAAACCUGAAGGAGGGGCUAGUCGAAAGAAGCAAGGUCCAGUACUUGAAGGCGAUGCUUCUGCUUUGGAAGACGAGGCGAGGGCAUCGAAGAAGAGGAAAAAGAAGGGUGCUCUGGAUCGACUAGAGAAGCGAGAGAGGAGUAGGAGCAGCACUCCUUUGAGCCACCGGCAGGAUUCAGAGCAGGAGAGCCCGAGGGAGAGAAGGAAGAAGAAAAGGAAGGCAUUCCAUGAGGUCGAAUCAGCGGCUGUUGAAGUGCGGGGGGUGAAUCCAGCUUGGGGCGAUGGGCCUAGAGACGGCUCUAGUGAAGAAGAAGGACAGAUUUUUGAAGAGGCAGAGGAGAGAGUCUUUGAUGCUAGAGAUGGUCUUUACGUAGCCAAAGGCCAAGGGUUUUCUGGUACUGAUAAUGGUCUUGAUGAUGUGGACAGGCCAGACACAGACCUCGAAAUACAUGAGACGUCACAUGAGCUGAGGAAAGAGAGCAAGGUGAAUGCUGCUGGCCCGAGUCUGGAGGCGCCAGAUUCGAGUCCCCCCAGAGAGGCGGACACCGACGCCCCUGCAGUUCCAUCUGGCGACACUCUUACUAUGAACAACUUGUUGCGUGGACGGCGCUACUGGGAUCCACCCGAGGACAACGCGCAGCGGUGUUUCAACUGUGGGGCUACGGGGCACAAGGCCUGGAACUGCCCCGAGCCAAAGAAGGAGCGGCCCUGCUUUGUGUGCGGCAAGUUUGGACACCUCGGCCAGAAGUGUCCAACGGGGAAGCUGUGCUUCGUGUGUGGGAAGGGGGGCCACGAAGCCAGGGACUGCCCCAAAAAGGGUAUGCGGCGGGGCGCAGGCUGGGCCUCCGGCGAGGGUCAGGAGGGGAACGUGUGCUACAAGUGCGGCUGGGAGGGACACACUCGAGCAGAGUGCUGGCGGGACUAUGAUGAGGCGGACCUCCAGUUGAUUCGGUGCUACAUCUGCGGCGAGCACGGUCACCUGUCGUGCGUUGAUGUCAUAGAGAACGGCCCGCAGGAGGUCACGUGCUAUCAGUGCGGCCAGUCCGGUCACACGGGCGACGGUUGCGCGCGUGGCGGCAGGGGCAAUUAUGAGCGCGACGAUGGUGGUCUCACGUGCUACCGGUGCGGGGAGAAGGGGCACAUUGCCCGGGGCUGCAGCAAGCAGAACAACUUUACAAGGAACCACCGGCCUGCGUACUACGAGCGGGAUGUGUACAGAGGCGGCUACAACGACCGCUACGAUCCAGACCAGGAUUACGACGAUCUGGAUGCUCCCGAGCACGACUAUUUUAGCAACUCUCGCUCCCAAGAAGGGAACGAGGGGCUGUGGUUAGGAGGGGGCUAUAAAGCGGGAUCGUCCUGGAGGGACGAUUACGAUCAAGAUGACAGAAACUCCGGUGGGGUGUCAAGGGGAAGUAGCAAAUACGGCAACAGAAGGUAUAGCGAUGAGUACGGGUAUGAGAACCGGCGAAAGGACAGUAGGUACGAGGAAGGCUAUCAUGGGUACAACGGAGAUGACACGGGGAGGUCGAAGUCGACGGGUAGGCGGCCGUGGCAGGAAGACCGACAAGAGGAACGGACACACAGGAGGUGGGGUGGCGGCGGGCGCGAGUAUCAAGGAUCUUAUGCAGGUCACAAACGAAACCGUUACUGAGGUACACAAUCUGAUAACAUGGGAAGAGGAUCUAGGAUUUCAGCUCGAUUGUGUUUGGGCGCGACUGUUGACCCAUCCUCUUUGGACCCGAGCUGUCAGCACUCAUGCCAGCCAG